GUCCGCAGUCUCUGGUCAUCCUCUGUACUGUCUGCAGUCUCUGGUCAUCCCCUGUACUGUCUGCAGUCUCUUGGUCAUCCCCUGUACUGUCUGCAGUCUCUUGGUCAUCCCCUUUACUGUCUGAAGUCUCUGGUCAUCUUCUGUACUGUCUGCAUUCUCUGUCUCUGGUCAUCUUCUGUACUGUCUGCAUUAUCUAGUUAUCCCCUGUACUGUCUGCAGUCUCUUGGUCAUCCCCUGUACUGUCUGCAGUCUCUUGGUCAUCCCCUGUACUGUCUGCAGUCUCUUGGUCAUCCCCUUUACUGUCUGAAGUCUCUGGUCAUCUUCUGUACUGUCUGCAUUCUCUGGUCAUCUCCUAUACUGUCUGCAGUCUCUGGUCAUCCCUGUACUGUCUGCAGUCUCUUGGUCAUCCCCUGUACUGUCUGCAGUCUCUUGGUCAUCCCCUUUACUGUCUGAAGUCUCUGGUCAUCUUCUGUACUGUCUGCAUUCUCUGGUCAUCUCCUAUACUGUCUGCAGUCUCUGGUCAUCUUCUGUACUGUCUGCAUUAUCUAGUUAUCCCCUGUACUGUCUGCAGUCUCUUGGUCAUCCCCUG
Molecule: messenger RNA, 589 nt
Organism: Staurois parvus
Lineage: Eukaryota; Metazoa; Chordata; Amphibia; Anura; Ranidae
Source: the annotation of a GenBank genome assembly